Molecule: messenger RNA, 1212 nt
Organism: Brassica rapa (field mustard)
Lineage: Eukaryota; Viridiplantae; Streptophyta; Magnoliopsida; Brassicales; Brassicaceae
Product: syntaxin-61
Biological process (GO): Golgi vesicle transport
Cellular component (GO): membrane
Source: RefSeq, a predicted model, not a curated record
UUAUUGGGCUUUAUGAUCUUCUUCUCCAGGUAAGCCCAAAGUUAAGUCUGUAGAUCCUCCCCCGCCAAUAACCCAACCGCAGCAGCAGCAGCAGCAGCAGCAGCAGGAGGUGGUGCUUUUCGCUGUGUCAGAGGAGACGGAUCUCACGCCGGAAAAUCUUCUUUACUUCCACCGCCGUUCUUUCUGCUUCCUCGAUCUGCACCGCCUCCGUCUUCCGAUUAAUCUCCUCCUCCCAGAAAGUUUCAACCUUGCGACUCUCUGAGAUCUGCCGAGUUGAUCAUCGUCCCAAUUGUUAGAAUCGGGGAUUUGAUUGUGUGUUCGACCCAUCCUUGGAUUACUCAAUGUCUUCAGCGCAAGAUCCUUUCUACAUUGUUAAAGAAGAGAUUCAGGAUUCUAUUGAUAAGCUGCAAUCUUCAUUCCACAAAUGGGAGCGUAUCUCUCCAGGCAUGGGGGAUCAAGUUCAUGUCACCAAGGAGCUUCUUGCUAACUGUGGAAGCAUUGAGUGGCAGGUAGAUGAGCUGGAAAAAGCGGUUAACGUAGCAGCAAAAGAUCCUGCCUUGUAUGGCAUUGAUGAAGCUGAGCUUGAAAGACGCAGGAGAUGGACUAGUAACGCUAGGACACAGGUGCGGAAUGUGAAGACCGGUGUGCUAGCUGGUAAGGGUAGUGCGGGAGGUGGCAAUGCAAGUGAAGUGCGGAGAGAGCUAAUGAGAAUGCCAAACUCGAGUGAAGCAAAUAGAUACGAUCAGUAUGGGGGAAGAGACGAUGACGGUUUUGUACAGUCAGAGUCAGAUAGGCAAAUGCUGUUGAUAAAGCAGCAAGAUGAAGAGUUGGACGAGCUGAGUAAAAGUGUAGAGAGAAUAGGAGGAGUGGGGCUUACUAUACAUGAUGAACUCGUUGCACAGGAGAGAAUAAUAGAUGAACUGGGAACGGAGAUGGACAGUACAAAGAACAGGCUAGACUUUGUGCAGAAAAAAGUGGGGAUGGUGAUGAAGAAAGCAGGAGCGAAAGGGCAGAUGAUGAUGAUAUGUUUCUUGCUCGUCUUGUUCAUCAUCCUCUUCGUUCUCGUCUUCUUGACCUAAGACGGUCUUUUGAUGUUACUUUUGUUUUAUGUUUUGUGGUUGAAACAGAAAGGAACAUAUAUAUACAUAAAAAAAGUUAUCUGAAUAUUCAUAUUAUCAAAAAUGCAAACCCCAAAUGUAUUUUGUUUUGUAA